This is a messenger RNA of Capsicum annuum, 594 nucleotides long. Its product is annotated as probable steroid-binding protein 3. The coding region runs from base 176 to 475 and encodes 99 amino acids. Lineage: Eukaryota; Viridiplantae; Streptophyta; Magnoliopsida; Solanales; Solanaceae. The transcript has a single exon. Gene Ontology annotation, cellular component: endomembrane system; membrane. The record is from RefSeq and is a predicted model, not a curated record.
UUCAUUUUUUAAAGUAAAAUCAUAACCAAAUCAAAUAAAAUAGGUUUUUAAAAAUUUAAAACCAAACUUAACUAAGAUAUUUCUAAUCGGUUUGGUUGAUUUGCAGUUGGUUUGGUUAAACCCCUAGUUUCUCUUGAUUCCCAUCAAUUCCCAAGCCACCUCAUUCGAAGAAGCAAUGGAGCUAACAGCAGCUGAGCUGAAGGCGUACGACGGCACAGAUCCAUCAAAGCCAAUAUACGUAGCAAUCAAAGGGCGCAUCUUCGAUGUGAGCACUGGCAAUUCCUUCUAUGGUCCUGGUGGCGCUUACUCUAUGUUCGCUGGUAAAGAUGCUAGCAGAGCACUUGCAAAGAUGAGCAAGAAUGAGGAAGAUGUUACACCAUGUUGUGAUGGUCUCUCCGACAAAGAGAUGGGUGUUCUCAAUGAUUGGGAGAAGAAAUUUGAAGCUAAGUACCCAAUUGUUGGAACUGUCGUUUAGGGAUCUGGGUGUUUUGAGGCAAUUAUGAAUAAAUAUUGGGUGUAUUGUGUAUUUUUUUAUGGGUUUGUUUGUGUAAGGACUAAAAAUUAACUUGUUACGAAUAAAUCUUGGUUUAUGUA